AUGUCGUUACGACAGAAUAUGAGGAAGCUCCACUUGCCUUGGCUGGUUGUACACCCACUGGUAACUAUAGCAUUGAUGGCCGUCAUGGGAGUCUCGAACACUGAAACAUUCAGCGAUUUCGCAAUCUACGAGUUUCUGCAUAUCACCGCCGCCUCCUACAAUGUAGGAGUCAUCGAAAUGUUCAUCGUCCUUUGGUUCCUGAUCUACUUGUGGGUGGUGGUGGUCGCAAAUUACCAGAAACUGGGAGCAACCAACACCCAAGACGACACGCACCCGCUCAACAAUCGGCACGUCAAUGGACCCUCUCAAGGGUUUUCCCAGGAAGCGGAAAUCCCCAGGGCCGACACCUCCUGGGCAGCGGCGCCUCCUCGAGGGGAACCUGCACAGCCUCCGGCUCAUAACAAGAUCCCUGAUUCACUUACUGUGUAG
Messenger RNA from Darwinula stevensoni, 429 nucleotides. The record is from the annotation of a GenBank genome assembly. NCBI's taxonomy places the organism in Eukaryota, Metazoa, Arthropoda, Ostracoda, Podocopida, Darwinulidae.